Messenger RNA from Drosophila bipectinata, 1153 nucleotides. RefSeq names its product Elongator complex protein 5 (gene Elp5). Gene Ontology annotation, cellular component: elongator holoenzyme complex; cytosol; nucleus. The record is from RefSeq and is a predicted model, not a curated record. Lineage: Eukaryota; Metazoa; Arthropoda; Insecta; Diptera; Drosophilidae. Gene Ontology annotation, molecular function: tRNA binding. Gene Ontology annotation, biological process: tRNA wobble uridine modification.
AGCCAAGCUGGCAGCACUGGCGUAAAGCUCGAAUACAAUUCAAAAUAAAUUAAAUCGAAACCUAAUGCCCUGCACCCCAAACCAAAAUGCUCUCCAAUCUCCUAGUGACCCAGCAAAAGGUGGUCCUGAUAAUCGACGAGCUAAAUCGGGAGCGCCUCGCGCCGAAGUUCAUCGAUGGCCUGUUGCAUGAGCAGGGUCAGGAAGCAGACACCAUCAAGGCCUUGCCCACGGGCGCCAAUCUGAAGCACGUGUCCAGCUUCGAUGCCCUGAUCACCGAGUGCGCCAACAACAGUGUCACCGGCACCACAACCCAGCCGGGAGACGAGCAAGCAGUGGGUUCUCCGGCUGUCAAACCCACCGGAUACAACGUCAUCCUGCCUACCCUGGCCGACCUACUCUGCUACCAGCCGCCUGCCUUUAUCUUCGGUUUCCUGAAUCGCCUGCGUCGCUCCGAAGGGGUCCACCGCGUCUUUCUGUGGGCCUCUCCGAAGCACUUGCAGCACCCCGAUGCCACCUAUAUCUUGGCCGGUUGCGAAUACAUUGCCGAGCUGGUGCUGCGCCUGGAAACGGAGACGCUUCUAUCACUAAUCUCUCGAAAGCCCGGCGGCGGCGUCACCAACAAACGCUACUCCUGCAAAGUGACCAAAAACGAGUUUCACGUAACGCCUCUGGACGGUGGGACGGCCGCAGCAGCACCCCAAUUGUCUGCCGAGGAGGAGCAGACCCCCGAGCCGGUCGUUAACAGCACCUUUAAGAUAGAGCUAGACGAGGACGAAGUGGUGGCCCGCAACGCCCUCACUUUGCCCUACGAACGCGCCAGUGAACCGUCCGAGGGAAACAUUAUCUACACCCCUGAUGCCGAUGACGACUUUGAUGAGGAGGACCCUGACGAGGACCUGUGCAUCUAGGCAGUCGUCAGCCAAGAGCAGUCGGCGGCCGAACGGCAGUACAAACGUAGGGCUUUAAGUCAACUUAGGUCUAACCUCAAAAGCGAUACCUGGACGUCCAGCACACUCCCCCCACCCAAACUCCCCCUAAUGCAAAUCAAUUGGAAUCUGUCGAAGAUCGAUCACAUCUCUAGUACAUGUAGAAUUGCUCAUUUAUUUUUUGGAUAACUUGAUAUGUGAAAUAAACGCGAGAAAUCGAAGAAGAA